Molecule: messenger RNA, 1131 nt
Organism: Elaeis guineensis (African oil palm)
Lineage: Eukaryota; Viridiplantae; Streptophyta; Magnoliopsida; Arecales; Arecaceae
Product: nuclear transcription factor Y subunit C-2-like
Biological process (GO): regulation of transcription by RNA polymerase II
Cellular component (GO): nucleus
Molecular function (GO): DNA-binding transcription factor activity, RNA polymerase II-specific; protein heterodimerization activity; RNA polymerase II cis-regulatory region sequence-specific DNA binding
Source: RefSeq, marked provisional
UGGAGCCGUUCGUCUUCUCUCAGUCAGGUGACCAAGACUCGUAAUCAAAUAUUUAGGGGUCACUCCGGCCAUGGAACAGUCCACACAGCUGUCUCAGACUGUAAUGGAAGUUGUAACCUGUGCCGCCCAAACAGCAUAUGCUGCUCCUUCAUACCAAACUGCUGCAAUGGUAGCCGGAACUCCAGCAGUGAUUGGAGCCAUAUCACCCAACAUACAAACAAACCCGCACCAUCUUGCUUACCAGCAAAUCCAACAGCUUCAUCAUCAGCAGCAGCAGCAGCAACAUCAGCAGCUCCAGACCUUCUGGGCCACACAGAUGUUAGAGAUAGAGCAUGCCAAUGACUUCAAGAACCAUAGCCUGCCUCUAGCCAGGAUAAAGAAAAUCAUGAAAGCAGAUGAGGAUGUCAGGAUGAUCUCAGCUGAGGCUCCUGUGAUCUUUGCGAAGGCAUGUGAGAUGUUCAUACUGGAGCUGACGCUGAGAUCAUGGAUGCAUACUGAAGAGAACAAGAGGAGGACACUCCAGAAGAAUGAUAUAGCUGCUGCCAUCACCAGGACUGACAUAUUUGACUUCCUUGUUGAUAUAGUUCCGAGGGAUGAAUUGAAGGAAGAAGGAUUUGGGAUAGCGAGAGCUGGUUUGCCAGCCAUAGGUGGUCCUGCCAACUCGAUGCCCUACUACUAUGUACCACAACAGCAGCCGGUAACAGGCGCAGGGGGUGAUCAUCAGGAAGCUCGUUGAUCAAGCAGCUACAACAGCAAUGUAGACUGCCUAGCUGCCUUCUCCACUGGUUUACAUGUGGCAGCAGCCCCAGCAGCAGCAAGAUGCCUGAUAGCAGUCAAACUUACGAAAUGGUUAGAGAGCUUUCUGUGUUUCUGGUUUCUUCAGAUUUAGGGUGGUUGGUUUUUAGAUGGAAUGACAUGUUCCCUAAUGUGUCAGAUAGUACUAGUGGUUGUCAUGAUAAGCUAGUGAUGGACCUCUUUUCAGUUGGGUAGUUGGUGAACUAAGUAAAAGCUUUGUAGUUUGCAUGGAGAUGGAAGGGGGGCACAACUUUGUAAAGUGGUGUUUUAUCUCAGCUUCCAUUGUGACUUCAUAGAGAAUAAUCUUUGCUGUUCUUAAUCUAUAACUGCGGCAUC